Camponotus floridanus (Florida carpenter ant) is the source of this 793-nucleotide messenger RNA. RefSeq lists its product as uncharacterized. Bases 82 to 570 code for a protein of 162 amino acids. The transcript is spliced from 3 exons. NCBI's taxonomy places the organism in Eukaryota, Metazoa, Arthropoda, Insecta, Hymenoptera, Formicidae. The record is from RefSeq and is a predicted model, not a curated record.
GUCGGUUUGCGACCAUCGGCGCGUGUAGAUCAAUGAUAGAGGAACGACGACAUUGAGUGACGGUUCUUUAAUUUUUAUUAAAUGGCGCCAACUGUUUGUGUAGCAGAAUUUCCGGUUGUUAGAACUACAGUUAACACAUAUGUUCGCCGGCGACGAAGAUCUCAAAACAGAAUAAACAUCACUAAACGACAAACAUUUCCGCUGGAACAGAUGCUGCAAAUUGGGACCAUCAUCGAAACAUCCCUAACAUCUCGUGAAAAUUGUUUACGGAAAUUAAAAUAUAUGAAUAUGAUUCCAAACUGUUCUAUUCCAGAUAAAAAUACGAAACAUGCAACAAAUACGAAUGAAUAUUGUAAAAAACUCCUCAUGCCAAAAAAAGAUCUUUUGAGUAUUAUCAUACACACGAUAAUUCUCAUUCAACGCAAUCGUAUCCUUCAAAGACGUUUAAACGCAUUACAAGCGGAGACACGAAGAUUUCUCCAUUCUGUAUUGAAGAAUCCGCAAAAUCAGAAUCAAGAACGAAGAUUGCAAAUUCUGCAUCCGACAUAUUCUGAGGAUGAGAUUAUCUAGUUUACUACAAAGAAAGUUUCAACGUUAUCACCUCCAUUUGGCUUCGAUUCGAGCAAAAACUUGUUUCGUGGAAUUAUUUUUGCUUACAAUAAUCAUAAUCAUACUAAUGCUGAACUGAAUUUGAUUAAUCUUCAGAUUCAAGCAGAAGCAAAAGUUAGGUUAGUUAAGUUUUAAAAUCUGAAGCUAAUAAUUUCUCAGAAGUCACAAUUUUGAAAAAAUCUAA